Lolium rigidum is the source of this 2235-nucleotide messenger RNA. Its product is annotated as cation/H(+) antiporter 19-like. Lineage: Eukaryota; Viridiplantae; Streptophyta; Magnoliopsida; Poales; Poaceae. The coding region runs from base 1 to 2235 and encodes 744 amino acids. Gene Ontology annotation, biological process: proton transmembrane transport; regulation of pH. Gene Ontology annotation, cellular component: membrane; endomembrane system. The transcript has a single exon. Gene Ontology annotation, molecular function: antiporter activity. The record is from RefSeq and is a predicted model, not a curated record.
AUGCAGGGAGGGGUCCUGCUUGGCCCGUCGGCGCUGGGCCGGAGCAACAAGUUCUUGAACGCCGUGUUCCCGCACAAGAGCCUGCCGGUGCUGGACACGCUGGCCAACAUCGGUCUGCUCUUCUUCCUCUUCCUCGUCGGCCUUGAGCUCGACAUCGCGGCCAUCCGCCGCACCGGCAAGAAGGCGCUCGCCAUCGCACUCGCCGGCAUCUCCCUCCCGUUCGCGCUCGGCAUUGGAACCUCCUUUGCCUUCCGCGCAACCAUCGUCAAGGGCGCCCCGCAGGCGCCGUUCCUCGUCUUCAUGGGCGUCGCGCUCUCCAUCACCGCCUUCCCAGUGCUCGCCCGCAUCCUCGCCGAGCUCAAGCUCCUCACGACCGACCUCGGACGCAUGGCCAUGUCCGCGGCCGCGGUGAAUGAUGUCGCCGCCUGGAUCUUGUUGGCACUUGCCGUUGCCCUCUCUGGAGAUGGCUCGCCCAUCAUCUCGCUAUGGGUGCUCCUCACCGGCGUCGGCUUCGUCAUCGCCAUUAUCCUUCUCCUCCGGCCGUUGCUGGCGUGGAUGGCGAACCGGUCUCCCGAGGGAGAGCCGGUCAAGGAGGUCUACAUCUGCGCUACCCUCGCCAUUGUCCUCGCCGCUAGCUUCGCCACCGACGCCAUCGGCAUCCAUGCGCUCUUCGGCGCCUUCAUGGUCGGCAUCGUCGUCCCCAAGGACGGGCCCUUCGCCGGCGUGCUGAUCGAGAAGGUAGAGGACCUCAUCUCGGGCCUGUUCCUCCCGCUCUACUUCGUGUCCAGCGGCCUCAAGACAAACGUGGCUACCAUCAGUGGAGCAAAAUCUUGGGGAUUGCUGGUGCUCGUCAUCACCAACGCCUGUAUCGGCAAGAUCGGCGGCACGGUGAUUGCGUCGCUGGUGGUGAAGAUCCCGAUGAGGGAGGCGGUCACGCUGGGGUUCCUGAUGAACACAAAGGGCCUCGUGGAGCUCAUCGUCCUCAACAUCGGCAGGGACCGCAAGGUGCUCAACGAUGAGGCGUUUGCCAUCUUGGUUCUCAUGGCGCUCUUCACCACCUUCAUCACAACGCCCAUCGUCAUGGCCAUCUACAAGCCAGCGCGGCCGUUGGCACCGUACAAGCACCGCACCGUGGAGGGCUCUCCAUCCGACGGUAACAGCGAGCUCCGCGUGCUCGCGUGCUUCCACAGCAACCGCAACGUCCCGACGCUGCUGAACUUGGUCGAGUCGUCGCGCGGUACGAGCCGGCGCCGCCUCGCCAUGUACGCCAUGCACCUGGUGGAGCUCUCGGAGCGGUCGUCGGCGAUCUCCAUGGUGCACCGCACGCGCCGCAACGCCAUGCCCUUCUUCAACAGCGGGGACAAGGAUGGACAGAUGGUGGUGGCCUUCGAGGCGUUCCAGCAGCUGAGCACCGUGAGGGUAAAGCCCAUGACGGCCAUUUCCGACCUCGAGACCAUACACCGGGACGUGAUCAACAGCGCCGCCGAGAAGCGGGCGGCCAUUGUAAUCAUGCCGUACCACAAGAUGCUCCAGCACGACGGCACGUUCCACUCGCUCGGGUCCCAGUACCACGACAUGAACAAGCGCGUGCUCCGCGGCGCGCCAUGCUCCGUCGCGAUUCUCGUCGACCGCGGCCUCGGCGGCCACUCCCAAGUCGCCGCCAAGAACGUGGCCUUCUCCGUGUCCGUGCUCUUCUUCGGCGGACCCGACGACCGAGAGGCGCUGGCCUACGCCACGCGCAUGGCUGAGCACCCCGGCGUCAACGUAACUCUGACGCGCAUCCGUCCAAGCCGACCGAUCCACGAUGAAGAGUCUGACGAGGUGGUGGUGGAAGCGUUCAAGGCCAAGGUUGACGCCGUGAAGGACGGGUCGGUGAGCUUCGACAACAUUGAGGCGUCCGGCAAGGAGGAGGUGCUGGAGGCAAUCAACUCGUUGUCCAAGUGCAACAUGUUCGUGGUGGGCCGGAUGCCGCCGACGGAGCCGCUGGUGGAGAGGCCAGAGGAGCUGGGGCCCGUGGGGAGCUACCUGGCGUCGCCGGAGUUUAAGACAUCGGCGUCGGUACUGGUCAUCAAGAGGUACGACCCAGCGACGAACCCGGCCAGCAAGAGGUUCGACCCCAAGGCGAGGCCGCCCGUGGCGACCGACGUGGAGGACGACGACGAGGAGAUGAACAGCGGAGGCGGCAGCGCCUCCGUCGUGCCCGUGCAGUGGACGCCGACGCACGACUCCGCCUGA